AUGUUCCAUUGGCGUCUCAAGGGCAGCAUCCAGGCUUAUAAAGCUCCUAUACCGCUGGCUGCAAUAGCCGAGUACUCUACAUGCACGCCGGGGCGUAUGUUCGGGGUACAACGUGGCAGAAACGAAUGUCGACUGGCGCACGCCAUGACUGACCCUGAACCACGAAACCGCAAACAUGGCAUCACCGGUCCGAUGUCCAUGGCCCUGCCUGAGCCCCUAGACAACGAGAAGACCGCCGAAGAGUUGAAGAGGGAAAACAAUUAUGAAAGGCAAAUAGAGACAGAGAAGCGGAUGUACGUUCUCAAGCUAUUGAGCAUGGUCUGGAUCGUGGUUGUACGGCUCCUCUACUGUUUCGAUUUGGAGGACGUUCCAGUGAGUUUCAAUCUUGAGUUCCCCAACCAACGCUUUCUGAUCAAUUACCACUUACGAGCUAUACAUGAUUUCACCCCUCGUCUGCUAACGAGAACGAUAAAUGCCUCCAGGGAAAGCUAA
This is a messenger RNA of Fonsecaea nubica, 492 nucleotides long. RefSeq lists its product as hypothetical. NCBI's taxonomy places the organism in Eukaryota, Fungi, Ascomycota, Eurotiomycetes, Chaetothyriales, Herpotrichiellaceae. The transcript has a single exon. The coding region runs from base 1 to 492 and encodes 163 amino acids. The record is from RefSeq and is a predicted model, not a curated record.